UAAUCUCCAGAGUUGUUUUAAGAGUAAUUUAAUUAGCGUGAGAUUAUUCAACAAUAACGAAGGAUCUAUCCUAAGAUCAAAAGAAGAUCCCCCGCACAACAUCUUGCAAUGCAUGCCUCGACAGAGCGAGGCAUCACGGGCUCUGCCGUCCUGUGGGCGAUAUUUUUGCUUGCGGCCGCGGCUGCACAUUCGCCUCCCCCAUCCAUCGUUAAUCUUCCUGCAUCUUCCAGCGAAUCUCUCAUAUUUUUUCCUCACGAAAUUCCCUCGCUCUCUCUACUUGGAGAAUCCUCAGGAGUAUUUCUAGAAUCAGCUCCCUACAAAUCCGAAAGACAGAUGGCGAUACGAGACUCAAUCCGUGAAGAUCAUGACUCGGCGAUUGCCGAACUGCGAACUCAUGCCUUGGACGACAGAGAGCAGCUCGUCUGCGCUGAUGGCUUUUCUGGCGACGUGACAUAUCACAUCGAAAGAAAAUCUCGAUCACAGCCAUCAACUUCCGCCAAUUUUAUUUACACGGUAGACAAGGAGGAUGGUCACUCCUUGAGAUUUCGGCGCUCCGUUGUAAGAGAUAAAAUUGAUGAUGAAAACAUAAAAUCAGUUAGUGGUGUUCUCACGCCCUCCAAUAGUUCCGAUUCUCAGAUAAACACACAAUCAACAUCAAGCAGCUCCAGAGUGUCGAGCUUCAGUUUACCGCCUACGAAGCAAACGGUGCGCAUUCAGGGGAUGAAUGACCAAGUGAAAUCUGCUAGCGCCCAAGGCAAAUCUGACACUCUGGAGGCGUCUGGACGUCACCGGUACAGCCCUAUAGAACUACGGCAUGACGACGACGAUGAUAGGCCUGACUAUGUCUUCAGGGAUCCUGGUCGUCAUGCCAACAGGAAUCAUCACAAUCAGAACCCAGAAGGAUCGGUUGACAUUGGGCACUCACAUGCCUCUGGUCAUCAUAGGUUUACUAUUCACGAUUCCUUUGACGAAUCAAAAGACGAUUUCAGCUCGUCUCAUCCUCAGACAUCCAAGGGCACGCUUGAUCAUCUCCGGUCUCCAUAUACCCAGUCCAAAUUUGGGGAAGUAGUUGAGCAUCGACCUCCGCCCCCGAAUCGUGAUCAUCAUGAACAUGAAAAUCAGCGAAUAAACUCGCAACUCGAAUUUGAUCCCUUUGCUGAGCCUCGUCCGUCUGACAUUAUCGUGCACCCUCACUCAUCUGACGACUACAGGGAUGUUGAUCAAGGAUACAAAUCGCCUCAUCGCAAAGAACGUGGCCAAUUGUCACAUAGCUCACAGUUAGACAGUUCGCGAUUCGUAACUGAUCGACACCCUUCUAGUGACCAAGACCAACACAAAUUUGUCGGCGAAGAAAAUAGUCAUCACUAUGAUGGAUCCGUCAUAUAUCGGCCGCGUAAACCAGACCAAGAGGAGCGUAAAAAAGUUUCUCCUCAUCAAGAGUCUCAGAUUGACGGUCAGCGCGGUCAGCAUUUCGGCGACUAUCAACACGACAGUCCUGACUAUCAACGCGAUGAAUAUGACCAAAUCAAUGACCACCGCUCUGGUCAAGGUGACGAAAGUCAUCAUGAUUUUUCAGAUGGCGGUCGUCAACAUGGGAACCAGCACUAUUUUAGUCAUCAACUGAAUAGAGCUAAAGAUCAGAAUAGCUUUGAUUAUAGAGAUGAACAGCAAAGGUCUCCUCAUAACAGCAAUAGCGACCCAUACUCUAAGAAGCCUUCUCACUCUCCUCCCAUCAUCCAUAGUUACUCUCACAACACAGCACCUGAUAGUGCAGAUCAUAUCUUAGAACUAUCUGGCAAGAAUACGAUUCCUAUCAUUUACGACCAGUCUCCGUUCCAACCCAUUUCUGGGCACACGUCAGCACCGGGCCAUGGAGCGACGUACUCGUUCAGUAGUGGGCACACGAGAGGCGCAGCUCACCAGGAUCAGCUCAACGAAGGAGGAGAUUUCUUCCAUGUUGAAGAGAAUAUAGAGGACCUUCCCGAGUUUGUUGAUACGGAGUCUCAUGAAAAUUCUCUCACAAAGUUCCGGAACGAUAUUGACAACCCAAUUAACGCAAUCGGAUUCUCCAACCAUAAUUCUUUGAGAAACCUUCGAUCUACAAAACCAAAUUCAAACUCCAUUCGUACACGCGGUAUAGAGCCAGCGUCUAACUAUAUCAACGACAAUUCAGCUAAACCACAUGAAGGAUCAUCAUUCUCAGAAGGCUCGAAUGAUUUCUCUGGACUUUCCCUUUACGAGAGCCCUCGCUUCCAGCCUACGCAUAAUCCUGGAUUAGCUUUUAACUUUCCAGGACCUCAUUCGCAGCUCCCCAUCAGGUCAUCACCCGGUGCUGCAUUUCGAUCCAAUCCUCCAUUCAACGACGCUGCCUUCCGACCAAACAACGGUCCUUAUUUCACGCCCCCUUCUGCUCCGCGAGGUGCAGGCACGGCGAUUGGUUCAUCUCUCAUGCAAUUUUUGAACAACUUGCCGUCUGUCAACUGGAGUGGCAGACCAGCAUUCAGAAGCCAUCCGAGGAAUGGCCAUAAUUUCUAUAAAUAAAUUUCUUCGCCAGCUGAACUUCGGUUGGCCGAUUUGAAGUGAUAGUAGCUGAAUACUGUGUCUUACAAGUUCUUGCUAUUCGAGUAGACUGUAGAGGGAAACUGUUGUUAUUUGUUAUGAAUACUUUUUUCUUUUGUUUCGUUGAUGAUUUUUAGAUUUGAUUAUUUUAUUAUCAAAACUCAGUGGGAAUUGGUAUCUAAUUUAACAUAUCAAAUAAUCGUGCAUGGCCCUGUCAAGAAUGUGAAAAAGCUAUUUUUGCAAUGUAAAAGAAAAUACUUUCAAGUCUCCAAUCAUACGUGAAGUAUUUACCAUAGUGUAGUAUUAACUGAUUAGUUUUUAUAUUAAUUUGACUACAAUUUUCCCUGAAAUUUGUAGGCUCUAUUUAAAAAAUUCUUGGGACAGUUAUUACUAGCCUAACAAAAUUUCAUAUGAUUGUGGUUUUUACGAUCUCUUUGCUUGUUGCGUUUCAUGUUCGAUUUAAUUAAAUAUAGUACAAUGUUUUUAUUUUCUUCAAUUACAUUUGAGCCAAUUGCGUCACCCAUCCAGAUGGGUUAACUUAGUCAACAUUAUCUUCAUUGAGUCAUGGGAGCGGUCUGAAACGGCACCUCGUCGUAAAAUUCGAGCUUACUCGUCAUGCACUCAAGUUGAUGUCUAUUAACGCAGUUCCUCAAUAUCUUCUGAAAUGCCUCCAUCGCAUUAAUU
Messenger RNA from Hyalella azteca, 3243 nucleotides. RefSeq names its product GATA zinc finger domain-containing protein 14. The record is from RefSeq and is a predicted model, not a curated record. The coding region runs from base 109 to 2541 and encodes 810 amino acids. NCBI's taxonomy places the organism in Eukaryota, Metazoa, Arthropoda, Malacostraca, Amphipoda, Hyalellidae. The transcript is spliced from 2 exons.